UUUUGAGAGAGAUUUUGACUGCUUUAAAAGCCCUGUGAUGGAGCAAUUCAGGCAAAUAGGCGAGGUUCUAGGAAGCUUAAACGCGCUUAUGGUGUUACAAGACGACAUCUUGAUCAACCAAAGACAAUGCUGUUUGCUGUUAGAUGUCUUCAGUUUGGGUUUCAACACUGUAGCCGAAGAGAUCAGACACAACCUGAAGCUUGAAGAGAAACAUACCAAAUGGAGAGCCCUUGAACAGCCUCUAAGGGAGCUGUACAGAGUGUUUAAAGAAGGCGAGAUGUAUGUUCGAAACUGUAUGUCUAACAAAGAUUGGUGGGGCAAAGUAAUCAACUUUCACCAGAACAAAGAUUGUGUUGAGUUUCACAUACACAACCUCUUCUGUUACUUCCCUGCUGUGAUCGAAGCCAUCGAGACAGCUGGAGAGAUCUCUGGUCUUGACCCUUCUGAGAUGGAGAGAAGGAGAGUUGUGUUUUCGAGAAAGUAUGAUAGAGAGUGGAAUGAUCCUAAGCUGUUUCAAUGGAGGUUUGGGAAACAGUACCUUGUUCCGAAAGAUAUUUGCAGCCGGUUUGAGCAUUCAUGGAGAGAAGACAGAUGGAACCUUGUCGAGGCCUUGCAAGUGAAGAGAAAGUCGAAGAGCGAUGAGAUUGGGAAGACGGAGAAGCGUUUGGCUGACUUUCUGCUGAAGAAACUGACCGGACUGGAACAGUUUAACGGUAAGCUCUUCCCGAGUUCGAUACUUGUUGGCUCCAAAGAUUACCAAGUGAGGAGGAGAUUAGGUGGUGGUGGUCAGUACAAGGAGAUUCAAUGGCUAGGUGAUAGUUUCGUGCUGAGACAUUUCUUCGGUGAUCUUGAGCCUUUGAACGCAGAGAUAUCUUCUCUGUUAUCGCUCUGUCACUCGAAUAUACUUCAGUACCUUUGUGGAUUCUACGAUGAAGAGAGGAAAGAAUGUUCUCUGGUCAUGGAGCUAAUGCACAAGGACUUGAAAAGCUACAUGAAGGAGAACUGUGGACCAAGAAGGAGAUACCUCUUCUCUGUUCCCGUUGUGAUCGAUAUAAUGCUUCAAAUCGCGAGAGGGAUGGAGUAUCUUCACUCGAACGAAAUCUUCCAUGGAGACUUGAACCCCAUGAACAUUCUUUUGAAAGAGAGAGGCCACACGGAAGGUUACUUCCACGCCAAGAUCUCAGGUUUCGGUUUGAUCUCAGUCAAAACUCAGUCUUUCACUCGAGCUUCCUCUAGACCAACCACUCCUGAUCCUGUGAUAUGGUACGCACCUGAGGUUCUAACAGAGAUGGAUCAAGACCUCAAAGGCACAACUCCUCCGAGAUCGAAGUUUACGCAUAAAGCCGAUGUUUACAGCUUCGCUAUGGUGUGUUUCGAGCUUAUCACAGGUAAAGUUCCCUUUGAAGAAAGUCAUCUCCAAGGAGAUAAAAUGGCGAGGAACAUCAGAACGGGAGAGAGACCUCUCUUCCCUUUCCCUUCUCCUAAGUAUCUUGUUAGCCUAAUCAAACGGUGUUGGCACUCAGAACCGAGCCAGCGUCCGACUUUCUCUUCGAUUUGCCGGAUCCUCCGGUACAUCAAGAAGUUCCUCGUUGUGAAUCCUGAUCAGGGUCACAUUCAAAUCCAGACUCCGCUUGUUGAUUGUUGGGACUUGGAAGCAAGAUUCUUGAGGAAGUUCUCACUCGAGUCAGGAGGGUCUCACGAGGAAUCAGUAGCGCAGAUACCGUUCCAGCUUUACUCGUACAGGGUUGAAGAGAGAGAGAAGAUGAGACCAAACUUUAACAAAGAGGAGAACUCGGAGACUGGCGAGUCUGCUUCGGAGAGCGUUUCAGUGGUUGAAGAUCCACCGACGAUGCCAACGUACACAAAGUCGUUGUGCUUAGAUGCGAUAUCAGAGUACUCAGAUACAAGAUCGGUUUACUCUGAAGCUCCCAUGAAAAAGGUCUCAGCUUUAAAGAAAAGUGGAGACAUUGCGAAACUCAGGAGAAAUUCAAGCGCAGGUUUACGGUCUUCAGGAUCAUCGCCGGUAAAGCCAAGAUCAACACCGAAACUGUCGUCGCCGUUAAGUCCAUUUGGAAAAAGCAGCAAAGCAAGGAAGGAUACUAGAUUGCCUUUGAGUCCUAUGAGCCAUUUGAGCCAUGGAAGACGUAGACAUCUCUCUGAUUUUAGAUACGCCUCUUCUUCAUUUUAUAGCUUCUGCAAGUUUUACUCUGAGCUCGCUGAAACAAAGUCGUGCGUUUUAAGAUUGGAUCUUGCGAUUGCAUUUGGAAUGUCCUCGCAGACGCAACUACGUGUGAUUAUCAAUGAGUUCUCGAGGAAAUUUCAAACGAAGUUGAGUACCCAGAAGCUGCAGAGCUUUGUUACCAAGUCCCAACUCGCGCGUGAUCCCUUUUUCGCGACGCAGCUUGUCAGACUCUAUGCGUUAAACGAUGAUCUUAUCUCUGCACGCAAACUGUUCGACGUAUUUCCCGAGAGAAGCGUUUUCCUCUGGAACUCUGUUAUUCGAGCUCACGCUAAAGCUCAUCAGCUUGGCACCGCCUCGUCGCUUUUCUCUCAGAUGCUGAGUUCUGAUACGAAACCGGACAGCUUCACCUAUGCGUGCUUAGCUCGUGGCUUUUCAGAGAGUUUCGAUACCGAGAAACUGAGUUGUGUUCAUGGGAUUGCUGUUGUAUCAGGUCUUGGAUUUGAUCAAAUCUGCGGCAGUGCGAUUGUUAAAGCUUAUUCAAAAGCUGGGCUUAUUGUUGAAGCAAGUAAGUUGUUUGUUUCAAUACCAGAGCCUGACGUUGCUCUAUGGAAUGCUAUGAUUUCUGGAUAUGGAUGCUGUGGAAUUUGGGAGAAAGGAAUCGAUUUGUUUAACUCAAUGUUACACCGACGAAAUCGACCUGACUGUUAUACAAUGGUAGCCCUAACGACUGGAGUAACUGAUCCUAGUUUAUCUCUCAUUGCUUGUUCUGUUCAUGGCUUUUGUUUGAAAGUAAAUUUAGAUUCUCAUACUUAUGUUGGUUCUGCUCUAGUGAGCAUGUACUCGAGAUGCAGGUGCAUAGCCUCUGCUUGUAGAGUGUUUGGUAGCAUCUCUGAGCCUGAUGUAGUUGCAUGUUCUUCUUUGAUAACGGGUUAUUCGAAAUGUGGAAAUCACAAGGAGGCUUUGUGUCUGUUUAGUGAGCUGAGAGGGAGUGGUAAGAAGCCAGAUUGUGUUCUCGUUGCGGUUGUGUUAGGGUCUUGUGCUGAGUUAUCGGAUUCGCUCUACGGAAACAGAGUGCACGGUUAUGCUAUUCGACUAGGACUAGAGCUUGAUAUAAAGGUCUGCUCUGCUCUUAUAGACAUGUACUCAAAAUGUGGGUUUCUUGAUUCCGCCAUGGCUCUUUUCGCGGGAAUUACAGAGAAAAACAUUGUUUCUUUCAACUCUAAAAAUAAAAUAGCUUGGCAG
Molecule: messenger RNA, 3424 nt
Organism: Thlaspi arvense
Lineage: Eukaryota; Viridiplantae; Streptophyta; Magnoliopsida; Brassicales; Brassicaceae
Source: the annotation of a GenBank genome assembly